This is a messenger RNA of Anguilla rostrata (American eel), 4121 nucleotides long. RefSeq names its product 3-phosphoinositide dependent protein kinase 1b (gene pdpk1b). Gene Ontology annotation, biological process: intracellular signal transduction; peptidyl-serine phosphorylation. The record is from RefSeq and is a predicted model, not a curated record. Gene Ontology annotation, molecular function: protein serine/threonine kinase activity; ATP binding. The transcript has 14 exons. The coding region runs from base 244 to 1926 and encodes 560 amino acids. Lineage: Eukaryota; Metazoa; Chordata; Actinopteri; Anguilliformes; Anguillidae.
AACAUUCAACGCUACUCUGCCAACUCUGGCGAAAAACGGUCGUUAGGUUGAUUGGCAGCGAGGACGUCCAGUGCUAAAACACUGUGCUUUCCAGGGGGUGGAUGCAGGGAAGUAUCCACUCUAGUCGGUUGCGGUAACAUUGUUGUGGAGUGACGUCACAGCUGGAAAAUGAAGGCGCAGAGGCAGCCAUUACUGGAGGCUCUGUAAUUAUUAAAUCCAAAUAAAUACUGGUGGAAAACUUCCAUGGCAAGAACCACUAGUCAAAUUUAUGAUGCUGUUCCCAUUCAAUCCAGCGUUGUCGUCUGUUCCUGCCCACAUCCAUCAAUGGUAGUAAAUCACCCAGACUCCAGCUCGCCGCUUGCUGUCCCGGGCGCAAGUAGCAGCCACUGUCCCAGCAUGGAGGGCCCCACCACCGAGCCCAGGGCCUCCCCCAAGACUGCUGACAAGAGCGCCGAACCUCUGCCGCAGUCCAUACAGCCGCGCAAGAAGAGGCCGGAGGACUUCAAAUUUGGGAAGAUUCUAGGAGAAGGCUCCUUCUCAACUGUUGUACUGGCAAGAGAACAGUCAACGGGAAAGGAAUAUGCAAUUAAAAUCCUGGAGAAAAGGCAUAUCAUGAAGGAGAACAAGGCGCAAUAUGUGAAAAGAGAACGAGAUGUCAUGUCCAUCCUAGAUCACCCAUUCUUUGUCAAACUCUACUUCACAUUUCAAGAUGACGAGAAGCUGUAUUUUGGCCUUAGCUACGCUAAAAACGGAGAGCUGCUUAAAUACAUUCGCAAAAUAGGUUCAUUCGAUGAAACGUGUACUAGAUUCUACUCGGCUGAAAUAGUUUGUGCACUUGAAUAUUUGCAUGCAAAGGGGAUAAUUCACAGGGACCUUAAACCAGAGAAUAUUUUACUGAGUGAGGACAUGCACGUCCAGAUAACAGAUUUUGGAACAGCAAAACAGCUGCCUUCCGAUAGAAAUCAAGCAAGAGCAAACUCGUUUGUAGGAACUGCACAGUACGUUUCCCCCGAACUGCUGAUAGAGAGAUCUGCCUGCAAAAGCUCUGACCUCUGGGCCUUAGGUUGUAUUAUCUACCAGUUGGUGGCAGGCUUACCACCAUUUAGAGCUGGGAAUGAGUACCUAAUAUUUCAGAAGAUAAUAAGGCUGGAAUAUGAGUUCCCAGAGAAAUUCUUCCCUAAAGCAAAGGAUCUUGUCACUCAGCUUUUGUCCUUGGACCCGGCCAACCGGAUAGGCUGUGAGGAGAUGGGCGGCUACGACCCCCUGAAGGCCCACCCUUUCUUUGAGACCAUCUCUUGGGAGAACCUCGACCUGCAGACGCCCCCCAAACUCACCCCCUACCUGCCCGCCAUGUCUGAGGAUGACGAGGACUGCUAUGGAAACUACGAUGACCUCCUCAGCCAGUUCAGCAGCAUGCAGGUGGCCCAGUCCAGCUCCUCACACUCCCUGUCUGUACAAGAGUCGACUCCUCCUCAGAGGUCCAGCAGCAACAUCGAGCAGUACAUCCACGACCUGGACAACAACUCCUUCGAGCUGGACCUGCAGUUCUCUAAUGAGGAGAAACAGCUUCUGCUGGAGAAGCAGAGCAAUGGAAACCCCUGGCACCAAUUCGUAGAAAAUAAUUUAAUACUCAAGAUGGGGCCAGUGGACAAACGGAAGGGGCUGUUUGCUCGCCGGCGUCAGCUGCUCCUGACGGAGGGGCCCCACCUUUACUACGUGGACCCGGUCAACAAGGUCCUGAAAGGGGAGAUCCCCUGGUCCCCAGAGCUGCGCCCCGAGGCGAAAAACUUCAAGACGUUCUUUGUUCACACGCCCAACAGGACAUAUUAUCUAAUGGACCCUAGUGGAAAUGCUGACAAAUGGUGCAAGAAGAUUCAAGAAGUGUGGCGGAAGAUUUACCACAAGCACCAGAACACUGGCGUGUAGGCCUAGCGCCCUGGAGGGCUGACUGGCUCCCGCUGCGGCCGGACCUCCCCUUCCGCGCCUGAGGCUCGUCAGUUCAGAACCAUCUUGCCCUAGUGCCCAUCAGCACCACGGUUUUAACACCUCUUUUAAGGCUGGCUUCUUCACUUUGUUUUCCUUCUGUAAUUAAAAAGAAAGAAAGAAAAAAACAACUACAAAAAUAGGACAAAAACAGACAUAAGUGGCGUUCAGGGUUGCUUUGCUUGUUCUCUGUGCUAUCCGAGCUUCAAAUGCGUAGCGUCACGUGCAAACGAAGAUUCAGCUGUCGUGCAUCUCUGCUCUCCAUCUCCGGAAAACCGCGAGAGGAAAAAAAAACGAAAAGAAGCGGCCUUGUGUGUCGACUGCUUUUUUUGGAUUAAAGUAGAGCUCCACGCGUACACGCACCCAGAAAAUGUAGAGCACAGUCCUGGUUGGGGAGUGGAGGGGGGGCGGGGGGAGGGGGGGGGGGGGUUGGGUACAGGGGACAGGGGACUUUAUUUCUGUGACUUCUCAUUUUGUAAUCACGGCUGUCAAGGAGCUGUAAACAGAGAAACGAGCAUACAGUAUGUUUUCCUGUGUUCUUUCCCUUCCUCUUUUCUGGCUUUUUUCAGUAUCCGCAGCUUGCAGUCCAGUCCGCGAUGGCUCACUUCAUUUUGGUUUUAGAAAUGAUCACAGGUUUACAGUGGUACUUAACAUUUAGCAUAGGUGUCUGUGCUUAAGUAGGGGUUCUGGGUAGACUGACAAUUUUCUGUCAUUAAUGCUAUAAAAAUACAAACAAAAAUGCAAGUGCAAAAAAAAACCAAAAAAAAAACGCGUAACUCGCUUGUAAUUUUGUUCACCACAAUACUUGCGUAGUCUCCCUGCAUGACCAGUUGAAAAUUGCAAAUCCUGUAAUUUGGCCCGUUGUGUUUUUCAAAAGACACGGGGGCAUCACAGAUCUGUUGCUGAAAGUAGUUGACUAAAGUUAAGAUGGGUAUUUUGACUGAGUUGACAACCAUAGAUCGCAUACCUAAAAGAUUUAGCUGUACUUAUGCCAGUAACUGGCAUUUUUAACUGCAGUUUAUAAUCAAACUAUUGUUUUUGUUUUGGACAGCAUGUUAAUAUUGAGAUUCUGUCCAAGAAUGAAAUCAUAUGCUGUCCACCAUGUGUAAAACAGCUCUAGUAUAGAAGUGUACUGUUCAACAGAAUUAUUACUACUAUUACUAGGAAGCAAUCGCAGCAGAACUCUUCGGUAGAAGUGCAGCUUGACACCUUUGCCACUUUUAGAUGAUGAUGUUUUUGACCUGUACAGUUCACUUCACGCCCAGUUUACAAAGGCAUAAAUGUCCAAAAACUUGGGUAUCCCUACAUCUGACCUAGCCCAUAUUUCAAUUUGAUUUUGAUUUUUUUUUCUCCGUCUGUUAUUCGAUGACGCACUGCGAGAGGUCCCUAAUGGAUUGGCUAUAGCCAUGUUCUUACGGUCGAGUCAGUCUGCCAUGAGUGACUGUGUGUAUAGGAGCAGCCUCAGACUUGUUUAAUCAAUGUGUUUGGGUGUCAGCAAUAUGCUAUUUGGGCCAAAUGGCUGUUUAAAUUGCUGUAUCUACCUUAAAAAUAAGCAAGUACUACAGGAAGUGUUUAUUUUUUCUUGCUAGGACAUUUUUAUUUUAGGUUUUUUUUUUUUUUUUUAUCAAGUUGGCGGCAGUCGGUUACAUUGUGUAUUUAAUACUCUACCUGGUUCGUAACCGACUAGAACUGUGAUGUACAGAUGACGUAUUAUUGAAAUCUAAAGCAAGUAAUGCAAUGAUAUUAGGACACACUUUUUGUAUUUUUAUUCUUGUAUAAGGUUAUUUGCUGGCUAUUGUUUAGCCUCUAGUUCAUUCUGUGUUAUUUAAAUUCUAAUAUAUGAAUCAUAUUUGGAUUGAAGUCAUGUUCAGGGGCCAUGUUGUGUAUGUAUUGAGAUGUAAAGCCUUUGAAUGUGAAUAAUUAUUGUAAACUAUGAUAUUUUACAGCUUUUUUUCUUACUAUAUUAUAUACAUUUUCUAUUUGGUCAGUGAUUUAAUCAUAUUUCUCAUAAUUUAAUGAAUCUGUUUUUUCUCUUUCCCAUUAUUUGUGCGCUAGGUAUAGUUGUUGAAUGAUGAAUUUUCCACGUAAUGCUUGGUAGUCCUGUAAUAAAAGCAUGUAGGGUUUUAGGCAUACAAUAA